CUCCAGUGACUUCCUUCAAACCGGCUUUUCCCAGAACAAAUAUGGCGCCUCCGCUUCCGGAUUUCGGUGAGCGGCUCUUGCGGGUCGGACUAUGGCGACCCAGGAAGCCGCUCCAGACGGCCAGUCAGAGGAGAGCAGUGCUUUGGACUUGCCACCAGUUGAUGACAUAAGAGAUUAUGUGCUGCAGAGACCCCACCAGGAGGCCGACAGCGAGGUGUUUAGUUCUGUGGAAACCCUUUCUCUUCCUUCCUCUUCUGAUGUGGAUUCAGACACCAGUCACCUAAAUACUGAACAAAAUGAUUCCUGGACCUCUGAGAACUUCUGGCUUGACCCUGGUGUGAAGAGCCAGACGGAGACCAAGGCAGAGGAUGAUGGGCUUCGGAAAUCCCUGGAUAGAUUCUAUGAAAUGUUUGGCCAUCCCCAGCCAGCCGCUAGAAAUCCACUCUCCACAUCGGUCUGCCAGUGCCUGUCUCAGAAAAUCAAUGAACUGAAGGGCCAGGAGAACCAAAAGUAUGCCCUUCGCAGUUUUCAGAUGGCCCAGGUCAUCUUCAACCGGGACGGCUGCUCCGUCUUACGGAGGCAUUCCAAGGACACCCACUUCUACCCACAGGGAGAAGGAGGUGUGUCUCUGGAUGAUGAAAAGCCCACCCCGGGACUUUCAAAAGACAUCAUUCGUUUCCUUUUGCAGCAGAAUGUGAUGAAAGACCUCUAAGUAGCCCCCGGUGGUAGGAACAGGCAGUGUGGAGGAUGGCCCUGUGGCUCACACUGUCAGGGCCCCACGCACAUCCCUUCGGGCCUCUCUGGCCAGCCCUGUGGGUCCAGCCCCCUGUGAGCUGAUACCUGAGCCAGGUCAGCCCACAUGGAGAGCCAGCAGUGUUUGUGGGCCUGAUAGCCC
Messenger RNA from Callorhinus ursinus (northern fur seal), 895 nucleotides. The record is from RefSeq and is a predicted model, not a curated record. NCBI's taxonomy places the organism in Eukaryota, Metazoa, Chordata, Mammalia, Carnivora, Otariidae.